Scylla paramamosain (green mud crab) is the source of this 2196-nucleotide messenger RNA. RefSeq names its product very low-density lipoprotein receptor-like. Gene Ontology annotation, cellular component: plasma membrane. The transcript is spliced from 13 exons. Gene Ontology annotation, molecular function: protein binding. NCBI's taxonomy places the organism in Eukaryota, Metazoa, Arthropoda, Malacostraca, Decapoda, Portunidae. The record is from RefSeq and is a predicted model, not a curated record. The coding region runs from base 148 to 1755 and encodes 535 amino acids.
UACUGAUAAGCGGCAGUGCUUAGGUAUCCAUGGUGAACUCUAGUCGUGUGAAGCGAGGGAGGUAUCGGCGCUGUGUAAUAACAUCAACAAAAGAGGAAGUAAAGUGAGAGCUUUUGUAACUAGCUCUACUUGAGAACAACUACAGCCAUGACUGCGUAUCUUAAAGCUACAACUGCCAUGACUGUGCAUCUUAAAGCUAAGGGGUGCAUUUUUCUGGCCUGUUUUAUAUUAUUUUUCCUACUCUGGCUUGUGCUUCAGACUACGAAUACAACAAAAGCAAGCCUGAACUCUGAGUCUCCUGCUCCAAGAUCCCUGCUGAAGGUAGUAGAGCCUGCAACACGAUAUCACAGGCAAGCAAGGCAAUGGAACAAUGGCGUCAACCAACACGAAGAUCAACAUGACGGAAAGAGUUCCUUCGCAAAGGAAGAACGAAUUAGGUCUCCGAGGAGCUGCCCCACCGAUGACGUGUUCAUUUGCCCGAAUGGUGAAGAGAUCUGUGUGGCACAAGUUUGUGACGGUAAUAGUGACUGCAAUGAUAGUGAGGACGAGAAAUCAUGUGAAUGUGCAACAAAUAGAACGUGCGAUGAUUUCACAUGCCUGGAUGAAACUAAUAUAUGCGAUGGGAUUGAAGAUUGUUUUGACAAAAAGGACGAAGCCAACUGCUCUACCACCACCAUUACUAUCUCGACUCAUAGUUCCAUCCCUACAACCACGAGACUCAACUGCCGCCUGGACAAUCCUCCAAAGCUAUGUAAAGACAACGUUACCUUUGCGUGCUAUUGUGACAUGGUUCCGGAAUGUCCUGAAAACGAGGAUGAAAAAAACUGUGGACAAGCCACCACCAGCUCCAAUCCGACAUCCGCACUCACCACCACCUCAUUCACUCUUCCAACACUUAUUUCAACCACUCCUCAUCACACAUCUUCCAUUCCCACCACCACACCUUCCGGUUCAGCCACCACCAGCUCCAAUCCGACAUCCGCACUCACCACCACCUCAUUCACUCUUGCAACACUUAUUUCAACCACUCCUCAUCACACAUCUUCCAUUCCCACCACCACACCCUCCGGUUCAGCCACCACCAGCUCCAAUCCGACAUCCGCACUCACCACCACCUCAUUCACUCUUCCAACACUUAUUUCAACCACUCCUCAUCACACAUCUUCCAUUCCCACCACCACACCCUCCGGUUCAGCGUGCCGACCUGAUCAAGUGACAUGCGGAGAUGGAAGCUGCCUUGAAGGGUCGGCCCGCUGUGAUGGAUCUUCGCAGUGUUCAGACGACUCUGACGAACUCAACUGUCCCACAACAUGUCGACCUGAUCAAGUGACCUGCGGAGAUGGAAGCUGCCUUGAAGGGUCGGCUCGCUGUGAUGGUUCUCCGCAGUGUUCCGACAACUCUGACGAACUCAACUGUCCCACCAUGUGUCGGCCUGGGGAGUGGCAGUGCGGAGACUUGUACUGUGUUCCCGAAGAUCAACGUUGUGAUGGGACAUACCAGUGUCCUGAUUAUUCUGAUGAAAUGGACUGUCCCGCCUGCAACGAGGAGGAAUGGAUGUGCCUUGACAGAACCUGCAUACCACUCCGGCAGCGAUGCGACUACGUGUAUGAUUGUUUGGACUGCUCGGAUGAAGAGAAUUGCCCUGGAUACUGGAGAUGCAGAGAUGGAUUCUUCAUCAGUGACAGGAAACGCUGUGAUGGCCACUAUGAUUGCUAUGACGGAUCAGAUGAGACAUACUGUUGGUACCAUGGUUAGGUAAUACACACUUGAGCACUGGUGGUAGGAAGUUUUAUUAUUAUUAUUAUUAUUAUUAUUAUUAUUAUUAUUAUUAUUAUUAUUAUUAUUAUUAUGUCUUAUCAGUUUUAUUUAUCUCAAAAUUGGACGCUUCAUGAUAAAGACGGCGUGAAAUGACAACUGCAUUUCUUUCUCCUUACAACUCUAUAGCAAAACAUUUUACCUAAUCAUUAAGGAUUUGUUCAUCAGUUUGGUGUGUUUUUGGAUUGAUGCGAGAUAAGCACUCAAGUACUAGUUAAAAAAUUAUCAAUCAUAUUGAUAACUUUCAUCUAUUUUAUCAUCAUCUACAGAAUACCUAUCAUCCUUUUCACGGCAGCCACCAGCAGCAAUUCUUUGAAUGGCCUUUACUUUAAGCUGCAGUAUUUGGAAAAGAUAACAUUCCAAUAAAAAUAAUUGUCCAAA